Messenger RNA from Symsagittifera roscoffensis, 4137 nucleotides. Its product is annotated as serine/arginine repetitive matrix protein 2-like. The record is from RefSeq and is a predicted model, not a curated record. The coding region runs from base 135 to 4007 and encodes 1290 amino acids. The transcript is spliced from 5 exons. Lineage: Eukaryota; Metazoa; Xenacoelomorpha; Acoela; Convolutidae.
CUCGCUCUGUGGAACGGUGAAUACAGGCUGUUCUAUUUCUUCCUUGCGCAAAAUGUUAAAUGGAAAAUUGAAAUCAUACUUCAGGAACCGAAGGAUGUUUCUCCAACAACCGCUAAGAUACGAAUGACAUCUUGAUGGCUCGAACUAAAAAUCGAAAACUUUCGACAACAGCUGUCAAACAAGAUGCUUCAUCGUCUUCUGCUUCGUCCGUCAGCAAAAGUCCAACGUCACGAAAAAAUUCAUGGGAGCACCCAAAUUUAGAUGCGCUACCAAGUAUCAAAUUACCAUGUACAUGGACUAAGGCUUCAAAAUUUGGGGAUCCUGUUCAUAGAUUUUUGCCUUUCAAACUGCCUUUAGGUUCGAAGAAAUUAGGGAAAAUGAACAAAAAUGAUCAAUUUGACUGGAAGCUUUUGUCAAAGAAUCUUCGAGGUCGUUCAAUUGACCUUGGACUGGUUAUUGAUUUGAGCUGUGAACCUUUGAAUGAAUAUUCAGAUCUGGAAAACUGCACUCUGGACAUUCUUAAAAUUGACGUAUCUCUGUGUCCUUUGGCAAGCCGAGUAUAUGAAAAAUUUUCUCACGCUGUGAACACGUUUUUGGAGGACGACAACAAUUCUUUGAAAUAUAUCGGAGUUUGCUGUUUGUCAGGCGUUGAUAUGUGCGGCCUUCUCAUUUGCAAGUACCUUAUAUGCAACGAUAGAUGGAUGCCAAACUAUGCUAUUUCGAUGUUCAGUUCUGCUCGCAAGCACCAACUUAGCAACCCGAGUUAUUUGGACCAUCUGCGCAGCUUGAAACCUGGUAUCCACGUCGUUUCAAUUGGGACAAGUCAGGAAUCUUCGACGAAAAUGAACAAUCUUAAAGAUGUACGUAAGAGUCGCAAUGAUUGUGUUGUAACUGAAAAUGCGGAUAGCAAAAAAGAGUCUCCGGUGUCCAAGAAUCAAAAUAAUUCUGUUAUAUCGAAAAGUAUCGAUGAUUCACUUGCUUCCAAGAGUCGUAAUGAUUCUCUGUUGUCUAAGAAGAGUCGCAUUGAUUCUCUAGUAUCUAAGAGUCGCAAUGGUUCUCUAGUGUCUAAGAGUAUCAAUGAUUCUCUGUUGUCUAAGAAUCGCAAUGGGUCUUUCGUGUCUCGAGAUUGUGAUAACGGCCAUGACUCUGAUUAUACUAUUAGCUCUGUAUUUGGUCCAGUUAACAGGGUCAAAAAGUCAAGGUCGCCUCCAUCGUCCUCUUCGGCCUCGAGUGUAGAAAGGGACGACAAAAGCUCCUCUCGUCCUCGGGAGAAGACUGAUGAUGGAUCAACAUCGCGUAGUUCUACCAGCAGAUCGCCAGUAGCGCGCAAAGGCAAGGAAACUAAAGUAUUACCGUUGCCUGAAGAUUUGGACACAAUCUCGAGUGAAACUGACGCGAGUGAUCCGUUUUCAGAUAACGAAAAAGGGAAACUGAACUCAAAAACUCCACGAAAGAAGCGAGAAGUAUCGAAACAAUCGGACAGCUCCAAGGCGUCAAGCUACAGGAGAAUCCAAGUACCAGCUAAGGAAUUCAAAGGUCCUCGACAACCGAUCGUCAAAAAACCAAUUGUUCCAAAAGAUCCGAGCACUUCAAGAUCCAGAUCCAGAAGUUCAAAAAGCAGGUCAGUAUCGAAGGACUCAACUCGCUCUAUUUCUCCGAAACAGUCCAAACUGCCAAAGUCAAAAGUAAGUGAUAUCUCCCAGGAAUCCAAUCUUUCUUUCUCGCCUAAAGUUAAGCGAGUCAUUAAAAAGGAGGCAGCACGUUUGAACAGUGUUUCACCGAAUAUAAAGCGAUUUAUUUCCAAAAAACAGAAUCGGUCAAGAAAUUCAAGCCAAUCUUCAAAAAGUUCAACUCAAUCCAAGUCUUCUGUGAGAAGUCGUAAAGCGACAUCUGCUACAAAAAGCCAACGGGGCUCGAGUUUGAGUACAGCUGCAACAUCGGAAUCUAGAUCGCCAAUUCGCGCCAAGAAUAAGGUCAUCACGAGGAGAUGUCCCAGGCAGAUUAAAGAAAGAGAAAGAGACUCUUCAGAAUCUAUAAGCCGUAAUCGAAAGCCACCUUCUACAAUGUUCGUAUCAGACAGAUUUAAAGUCAUUGACGAAAACAUGAAAAUGCAGGAGCGAAAAUUACAAACUGUGCUCAAACAAGAAGCAAGAGUCAAAUCGAAGUCACCGAUAGAUGAAGAAACAGCAAAAGUCAUGCGCUACACGGAUCCAAAGCAUUUGAAACGAUUAAAAUCUCCUGAAAAAUCAACAAGACGAAGUUCAAAAAGUAGAGACGAAAAAAACAUUAAAACCACGCAGAAACGUGACCGAACUCCACCCAAGCGUGAAAGCUCUUCAAGUGUCGACAGACGUGCAAGUUCGAGUCUGAACUCAAGUAGGAAACGGGAUGGCUUGACAAGUCACAAGAGCAGAUCUCCAGUGCGGAAAAGGAGGAAAAGUAAUUCACACUCGGAAGCAGAAGUUUUGUCUAAGGAGGCGGACAGAAUAAAGAGGGAGUUGAAGUCGAUAUCCUAUGAGGAGAGUGAUGCUGAGAGACGAAGAAGAAAAGAUAUUCGAAGAAGUUCAAAAACGAGGACACCCUCCAAGUCUCAUGCUCAGAAAAGCUCGAAAGAUUCGCCGAAAAGCAGAAGGCGUUCACCUCGAGAUAACAGAGCUAAUGAUCGCAGACGGUCGAAUUCGAGAACAAAAAAUGUCUCACGUAAUAAAUCGGAAACUCCUCACUCCAGCAGAUUCAGGAGAAGGCGCAACUCAUCACCUGAUCGCUCUAGUCGAAUAAGUUCGAAUACAAGGCAUCGUUCGCCUCCUCGUCGAUCAAUAUCUAAAACGCGUCCUGUAACUAGAAAACGAUCGCUGUCAUCAGAUAGACGCACGAGACGAAAGCUUCGAUCUCACUCUCGUUCGAGAUCAAGAGAUAGGCGUACUGAUACCCGUAAUGCCAAGCCAAAAGCGCCUGUGAAAAACGACCGGGAAGAGGAACAAAGGUCAACUAAAAACUUUAUGAGAGAACUUGUUGGUCAGAUUCAGAACAAUACACUAGAUGUCGAUCACCGUCCUUCAGCUGCUGCUCAAAAACAAGGCAACACGCUGUCCCUAGAUUUAAACGAGUAUAAGAGCCGAAUCUUGGGCGUGAUGGCCGAUGAUAACCAGGAAACAACGGAGCACGAGACAGAAGAAGCAGGAAGCCACCCAACGACAAUCAAUGUGACUGGUCAUGCUGCGAUGCCAUACGCGUGUCAAACAACAGUUGCACCGCUGAACCCAAUAGUCGUUCACUCAUUUCCAAAAUAUUCCACUUUCGAAUCACCUGUGAAUCCUUUGAUGGCUACAAGCAGUGUAAAACCAGAGCAGGAGAUAGUAAGCAAUGGCAAUACCGAAACCACGGAAGAAGGAGAAACAAAGGAAAAGACCGAAGAUGGCGACAACAAAGACGGCGAAGGAGAAAAACAUGACGAUUCCUCAGUAGACCAGUCACGUUCAGAAUCAAGUCCAAAGAAUCCAAAUUACAAACCGCGUUUCACACCUGAGACGCAGCUCAUAUCGAAAGCUUUACGACAUUUCAGUCCAAAAUUACGAGGCGUGAGACCUGUUUUAGAUGGAUCAUUCACUCCUUUAGUCAGGCCACCGCCAUUAGCCAGAGCCAGACCACCGAUGCAGCCUCCAUUGCAGCCUCUGCAUAUGCAACAACAAAUGCCCAAUCAGAUGCAAAUGCCUCCAAGGGGUCCCAAUUUUAUGGGUAGACCUCACAUGAUGGGGCCUCCAGUCGGAGAUUACAGAAUGGCUUUCCGAGGUCCUCAGAAUUACGUUCGAGGCGUACCUGUAAACAUGCCUAUAAGACCCCUGUCACAACAGCCUUUUGCUCCAAGACAUUCGAUGCAACCACAUGGCAUGCUGUAUCGUCCAGACAUGAAUGGUUACCAUGAAGGAGUGCGACCGCCUAAUGGUAUGAUGCCACCUCGACCAAGGCUUCCGCCUCCAGAUAGCAAUCUAAACAUGACCAUGCUCUGAUGAUUGAAGCAGAGAAUCAAUUUUCAUCUCAAACUAAAAACUAUAUCAAAUUUCAAUCCCGUAAACUAUUUAUGCUGUUUUCUCAAUGUUGUUAAUAUAAUUCACGUUGUUUAAUAAAUUGAUAUGAAUA